AUGUCGUCGUCAGCCACCCUGGACCUGGGCGCCGAGUCUCAACUGUCCGACAAGAAGGCUGUGAGAACACAACUGCACAGCCUGCUUUCUUCAUUGCCAUCCGAUCACGUCCAACGCCAAUCCAUCAAUGCCACAAACCUGCUUCUGUCGUUGCCCGAGUAUCAGAAUGCCCGUUCCAUUAGCAUUUUCAUGAACAUGCCUCGAGGUGAAAUCGACACCUCGAUUCUUACCGCCCAUGCUCUAUCUUCAGGGAAGCGUGUCUUUGUGCCUUACAUCUACAAGCCCAAGCAGCCUCGUUCAGAUAACCUACCUGCUUCCAUCAUGGAUAUGCUGCAGCUAGCUGAUGAGAACGACUACGCCUCGCUUCAGCCUGACAAAUGGGGCAUUCCAUCCAUUCCAAAAGACACCGUCUCAACACGUGCAAACUCAUUUGGAGGAAAAGGCCGCAGUGAUGGAGAUUCACCAACUUCAGACGCACAAGAUCUCGACGUCAUCCUCAUGCCCUGCAUGGCCUUUGAUCAACAUCUCAACCGUCUGGGUCAUGGUAAGGGCUACUAUGACAACUAUCUCACACGGCAUUGCUCGGCAAAGACAGCAGAUGGACAGAACAGAAGGAAACCAUUUUUGGUGGGAUUCGCCCUUGCUGAACAAAUGAUUCCUUCGCAAUAUCGUCUGCCGGUUGAUCCAUGGGACUGGAAGGUAGAUGCGGUGGUGCUCGGAGAUGGCGGGUCAGAGGCCAAAUUGGUAAGGGCGUGA
Aureobasidium namibiae CBS 147.97 is the source of this 756-nucleotide messenger RNA. RefSeq names its product nagb/rpia/CoA transferase-like protein. Lineage: Eukaryota; Fungi; Ascomycota; Dothideomycetes; Dothideales; Saccotheciaceae. The record is from RefSeq and is a predicted model, not a curated record. Gene Ontology annotation, molecular function: 5-formyltetrahydrofolate cyclo-ligase activity. Gene Ontology annotation, cellular component: mitochondrion. Bases 1 to 756 code for a protein of 251 amino acids. The transcript has 3 exons. Gene Ontology annotation, biological process: folic acid-containing compound biosynthetic process; tetrahydrofolate interconversion.